Messenger RNA from Penicillium taxi, 1671 nucleotides. RefSeq names its product putative NADPH oxidase (NoxA). The transcript is spliced from 4 exons. The record is from RefSeq and is a predicted model, not a curated record. Bases 1 to 1671 code for a protein of 556 amino acids. Gene Ontology annotation, cellular component: NADPH oxidase complex; plasma membrane. Gene Ontology annotation, biological process: defense response; superoxide anion generation. Gene Ontology annotation, molecular function: superoxide-generating NAD(P)H oxidase activity. Lineage: Eukaryota; Fungi; Ascomycota; Eurotiomycetes; Eurotiales; Aspergillaceae.
AUGGUUGAGGCUGCACGAAAGGAGACCUGGUUCCAAAGGCUUGACUUGACAUGGUCUAAGAUCAUAUUCCUCUUUUGUUUCUGGGUAUUUCACUGGGGAAUCUUUGCGCUCGGAUGGUAUUCACAACAAUCAAAUACAAAACUAGCAGGACUCAAUACCCUUGAAUAUUCUGUUUGGAUAUCUAGAGGUGCUGCUCUGGUACUCACAGUGGAUGCAACGCUAAUCCUUCUCCCUAUGUGUCGGAUUCUACUACGUUUGAUCAGACCGCAAAUCAGAUGGCGACCUCUUGACGAGUCAGCCUGGUUCCACCGCCAAAUUGCUUACGCAUUAUUGGUUUUUACCGUGGUACAUGUAGCUGCUCACUAUGUGAAUUUCUAUAAUAUUGAAAAGGACAAGAUUCGUCCUGAGUCGGCUGUUGACAUGCACUUCAAGACAGCAGCUGGUAUUACAGGACAUGUCAUGCUGCUGUGCAUGAUGCUGAUGUAUACAACUGCCCAUGCUCGUAUUCGCCAACAAGCAUACGAAACUUUCUGGUAUACGCAUCACCUCUUCAUUCCAUUCAUGCUAGCCUUGUAUACUCAUUCUACGGGCUGUUUUGUGCGUGAUACUACGGAUGCUAUCUCUCCAUUUGCUGGAAAGGAGUAUUGGGAUCAUUGUCUGGGUUACGAGGGUUGGAGAUGGGAACUCGUAGCAGCCACUUUAUACCUGUUCGAACGACUUUACCGCGAGAUCCGGUCAAGACGCUAUACGGUCAUCACCAAGGUCAUUCGACAUCCAUAUGCUGCCGUCGAGGUACAGUUUUACAAACCCAGCAUGAAAUACAAACCUGGACAAUGGAUCUUCAUUCAGGUGCCUGAGGUCUCCAAUACACAAUGGCAUCCCUUCACCAUCACCUCAUGUCCCUUCGAUCCCUACAUCAGCGUCCACGUUCGACAAGUUGGUGAUUUCACACGCGCACUCGGAGAUGCACUCGGAUGUGGUCCUGCACAGGCCCGUGACCUAGAAGGCCUCGACCCCAUGGGUAUGUACGAGGUGGCCUUACAAAACGGACAAACAAUGCCGAAACUCCUCAUCGAUGGACCCUACGGAGCUCCAGCAGAAGAUGUGUUUGAAAAUGAAAUUGCUAUACUUAUCGGAACCGGCAUCGGUGUCACGCCCUGGGCAUCGAUUUUGAAAAAUAUCUGGCAUCUACGUUCCAGCCCAAAUCCACCCCGCCGCUUACGCCGUGUGGAGUUCAUUUGGAUAUGCAAAGACACCUCUUCUUUUGAAUGGUUCCAAGCUCUUUUAUCUUCCUUGGAGUCGCAAUCCGUCAGCACAGCUGCCUCAGAAGGUGGCGUGGAAUUCUUGCGUAUCCAUACUUACCUCACACAGCGACUGGACGAUGAUACUACUGCAAAUAUCUAUCUGAAUUCUGUUGGUCAGGCACUUGACCCUCUCACUGAGCUGCGAAGCAGAACAAACUUUGGUCGUCCAGACUUCAAGCGCUUGUUUACGGCCAUGCGUAUCGGCUUGCUAGAUCAUACCUAUAUGCGUGGACUUGAAAAUUCAUCCACGACAGAAGUCGGUGUCUACUUUUGUGGGCCCAAUACUGCGGCUAGGGAGAUAGAUGAUGCAUCGAGAGCAUCUUCUACAAAGGAUGUGCGGUUCAAGUUCUGGAAAGAGCACUUUUAA